Molecule: messenger RNA, 2109 nt
Organism: Mus caroli (Ryukyu mouse)
Lineage: Eukaryota; Metazoa; Chordata; Mammalia; Rodentia; Muridae
Gene: Tmem220
Product: transmembrane protein 220
Source: RefSeq, a predicted model, not a curated record
GGUCAUGGCGCCAGCAGUGGCUACUUGGGCUCCCUUCUUGUGGCGGGCCUGCAACGCACUCAUGGCAGCUUUCUUCGCCCUGGCCGCUGUGGUGCAGGUGAACGAUCCAGAUGCAGAGCUGUGGGUGACACGAAAGUCUUUCUGCAGAGAGAGCUUAUACCAGCGACUCCCAUUUCCCAUGACUACCCGGGACAUGACAGUGGUGUACAUGAUCCCAGCAGUGCUUACCCUGCUUGUUGGGUUUAAUCCUCUUAUCACAGGCAACUUCAUCUGGAAGAGUGUGUCUGCGAUACAUAUGCUGUUCUGUGCGCUGUGGGCUGGCGGCUUGGCGUACCGCUUCUUGCUUCACGCAAAGCAGAACCUCCUAAAUGAGGAAGAAGGCAGGGAGCUGUCUGGCCUGGUGAUUGUCACAGCAUGGAUGGCCCUGUGCCACAGCUCAUCCAAGAAUCCAGGUGGUGGAAGAAUGCACUUGGCUAUUGCCGUUGUAAUCACCCUAUUCCCACUCCUGUCGUGGGUCUACGUAUACAUGAACAAGGAGAUGCGGUCCUCCUGGCCAACUCACUGCAAGACAGUCAUUUAAAUGAACCCAAUAAUGUUUACAACAUGUUAUACACAUUGGGGUAAUGGGACAAUUUCCCAGAGAUGAUUUAAAGUCUUGGGAAUGUAACAAGGCUACUCACAAUGUGAUGGAAGAUUGACUAGGUCAGAUAAGAACUGGGAGCUGAGACUCUAGAGGUCUCUUCUGUGACAGCACUGGACCAGGCAAUGAGCAGAAACUUGAGUUUGAAUCUAGCUUUAGCACUAUGUGAUGGGGCAAACCCCCAAAUCUCCUGGUACAUAUUUCCUCACAUAUAAAGUAGGAUGUCAGAUCUCUUUAGUUACCACAACCAAACUAUUGUGAAGGCACUCUGAGAAGAUGAAGCUCACUUGAGUUCCAAAGGGAGUAGAGUGAGAGGGGGCUGAGGCUAUACCCAGCCUCAUGCUGACAUGGAGGGAGGUUCAAAAAGACCACAAUCCCAAACUAAUCCCAAUGUACUUAACUGGUUCAGCUGUACUGAACCCAGAAAAAUUCCAGGGCAGGUGAGCCAAAUGAAAGUAGAAAUUAAAGAAAAUAUAGAAAAGAUAAAUUUGGAGUUAGCAAGAAUGGGGAAUAUUAAUCAUAAGUUAUUCUCCGUGAAAACUAAGAUGGAAAUCUAUACAUCUUUUAAAUGAAUGUUGAAGUGACCACAGAGGAGGAGAGCUCUGUAGGGUGACACAGUCCAACAGGGCAUACACAGGUUGUUAUUGAGCACUUGACUUGUGGGCAGGGUGACCAAAGAAGUCAAUUUUUAACUUUUCUACUUUUAGAAGCAGGGAGUCAACUGCCAGGAAAAGUUAAGUGUGCAUGGGAUCGUGUGAGUGUGUGUGUGUGCGCGCGCGUGUGUGUGUGUAUGGAUCUUCUUCAACUGCAAAUUUUGGUAUGGACUGUUGGUGUUGUCUGGUGCUAUGUAUUCAAAUGCUAAAUACUGGCCCCUGAGAUCUGAUUGCCUCAUUUCAUGUACAGCAAAUGAUAUUAUAUAAACUUUGCUUGCCAAUCUUUUGUGACUGGUUAAAUAAAAGUGGCUAACAGCCAAUUACUGGGGAGAAUUACUAGGUAGGCAGGGCUUGUCAUAGGGCUGGGGGGGAGGGAAAGAGAGAGAGGAGGAGGAGGAAGAGGAGAGAGCAGUUCACUUUGAUGGGAUGGACCAGGAGCAUAGGCCGUUGAUUGGCAAGUAACCUGGGGAGCGCAGCUAGGAAAUAGCCAGUCUAGCAUUGAAAAAAUAGUUUAGGGGUAAUCGUCCAGUCAUUGUGCUGGAAGCUGAUUAAAUAAAUAGUUUGGACUCUGUCUCGAUUAUUAGGGGGCUGACAGGGUCACAGUAAUUACUAGUUAUUAAAUACUAGUAGUCUAGUUAUUAAAUACCUUACAGCAACAAUCAACAGGUGAAGUAUUUGCAAGAGUUUAGCGUUCGGGUGGAUGUGCUCCAGUGCAAAACACAGUAGACUUUAGAGACACAAACCCAGAACAAUGUAUUUUAUACUAAGUGCAUGCUGAAAAAAUAUUUUGAGAUAAGUCGGGCUAAAUAAAAUAUA